Effrenium voratum is the source of this 1255-nucleotide messenger RNA. Lineage: Eukaryota; Dinophyceae; Suessiales; Symbiodiniaceae. The record is from the annotation of a GenBank genome assembly.
GUUUCGGUCUGUGAUCCAACCAGCUGCUCCUUGCCAUGGACGCGUUUUUGGUGCCGCUGACUCACGCGCCGCCCAGCUCAGUCCCGGCUUUGGCAGCAUCGCGCAGUCGGAGCCUGGCCGGCAGCCCGGGCGCCGUCCUCACGGCGGCCGCCGCUUUUGCCGCCGCCCGUUCCGCGCGGAGCGCGAAGAGGGGCACCUCCCGGGCGACGAAAGGGGAUGAGAUCAAAUUCGCUCCCGCAGACUCGGGCGACGACGACGUGGAGGCGGCAGAGCUUCCGCUGGAGCAGAGGGCACAAGCUCUGGCAGAGUCAUUGCCUGCACUGGCGCGGCUCCGGGGCUCCGUGGUGGUGAUCAAGUACGGUGGCGCCGCGAUGGUCAAAAGCCCGGAGCGCACCAUCCGGGACGUGGCGCUGCUGGGGGCCUUGGGCCUGAAGCCGGUGCUGGUGCAUGGGGGCGGCCCCGAGAUCAACAGCUGGCUGGCCAAGGUGGGCAUCGAGCCCAAGUUCGUGCGCGGCCUGCGUGUCACCGAUGCGGACACCAUGGAGGUCGUUGCCAUGGUCCUCAUGGGCAAGGUGAACAAGGGCAUUGUCGCCACCAUGGGCGCCGCGGGCGUCCCCGCCGUUGGGCUCAGCGGCGUCGACGGUGGCCUGCUUCAGGCCAAGAAGGUGGACGACGAAGAGCUCGGCUUCGUGGGAGAGGUCACAGGCGUCAAGAAGGAUGUGCUCAAAGCAGCUUUGGAUAAAGGGUUGGUACCCGUUGUUGCCACAGUGGCUGCGGAUGCGGAGGGCAACUUCUUGAACGUGAACGCGGAUAUUGCGGCAGCGGCCAUCGCAGGAGCGCUGGAUGCUGAGGAGUUCGUGCUGAUGACGGACGUGCCCGGCAUCCUCCGUGAUGUCAAGGACGCUGACUCGCUGAUCUCCGAGGUAGAUGAGGGCGGCGCCAAGAGGCUUAUUGACGAGGGCGUGGUGGCCGGCGGCAUGAUUCCCAAAGUCACCUGCUGCCUGAGCGCGAUCGAUGACGGCGUGCAGGCCACGCACAUCAUCGACGGGCGCCGGCCUCAUGCGUUGCUGGAGGAGCUUUUCUCCACGAAGAGCUCCGGAAAGCAGGGCACCACCAUCAGCAAAUGCUGAGCAUGCAGCGCCCGCUGGUUAGGUGUGCGUGCGCCCUCCUCAGACUUGCUCAUCGCUUGAAGGCUUGUGAUGGAGUUGCAAGCCGUCCUAUUUUGCCAUGAAGGGGUUGCUCACUGCAUGUUGCA